Arthroderma uncinatum is the source of this 1722-nucleotide messenger RNA. Its product is annotated as ATP-dependent RNA helicase has1. Gene Ontology annotation, cellular component: nucleolus. Lineage: Eukaryota; Fungi; Ascomycota; Eurotiomycetes; Onygenales; Arthrodermataceae. Gene Ontology annotation, molecular function: ATP binding; RNA helicase activity; nucleic acid binding. The transcript has 5 exons. Bases 1 to 1722 code for a protein of 573 amino acids. Gene Ontology annotation, biological process: maturation of LSU-rRNA from tricistronic rRNA transcript (SSU-rRNA, 5.8S rRNA, LSU-rRNA). The record is from RefSeq and is a predicted model, not a curated record.
AUGGAAACCGCACAGGAUCACGCGAAGAAGAGAAAGCGAAAACACAAGAGCUCCCAGGAAGGGAAGAAUGCAAAGUCACAGGCCCUAGAAGCGGGCUCGCAGCCGGAUCGCGCAGAGACACCUACCAAGAAGCAGAAGGUCGAUCAGCAUGACGACGAAGCUGAAGAGGCGGAGAAUGGGGAGCUACAGAUAGAGAACGGAGCUGAGGCUGAUACCGACGCACCGGCGUUGCCUUCCGCAGACACAAUGUCGCUCCCCACGCAAGAGGCCGCGUCGGACAAGUUUAGCGACCUUGCGCUCUCCGAGCCGACCUUUAAGGCGAUUGCGGAUAUGGGGUUCACUACCAUGACCGAGAUCCAGCAGCGGGGUAUUCCGCCUUCGUUGGCCGGAAGGGAUAUCCUAGGUGCUGCGAAGACGGGCUCGGGAAAGACAUUGGCCUUCUUGAUCCCUGCUGUAGAGAUAUUGCGGUCGUUGAAGUUUAAGCCGAGAAAUGGCACUGGUGCUCUUAUCAUCACGCCAACUCGAGAACUGGCGCUGCAGAUUUUCGGCGUCGCCAGAGAGCUCAUGGAGCACCACUCGCAGACUUACGGGGUUGUGAUUGGAGGCGCGAACAGGAGAGCAGAGGCGGAGAAGCUGAAUAAGGGUGUUAACGUCUUGAUCGGAACUCCUGGUCGCCUGUUGGAUCAUCUCCGGUCCACUGACGGAUUUGUGUUCAAGAAUUUAAAGACUCUUGUCAUCGACGAGGCAGAUCGCAUUCUUGAGGUAGGAUUCGAAGAUGAAUUGCGGCAGAUCAUCUCCAUCCUCCCCAAGGAUGAUCGACAGACCAUGCUCUUCUCAGCCACCCAGACAACCAAGGUCGAAGAUCUUGCGCGCAUAUCGCUCAAACCAGGCCCUCUCUACAUCAACGUCGACCACAAAAAGGAACACAGCACAGUAGACGGCGUCGAGCAGGGGUUCAUCAUCUGUGAAGCCCACAAACGGUUCCUCUUACUCUUCUCGUUCCUGAAAAAGAAUGCCAAAAAGAAGAUCAUCGUCUUCUUCUCCAGCUGUAAUUCUGUCAAGUAUUACUCGGAGCUGCUGAAUUAUAUUGAUCUGCCGGUGCUGAGUCUACACGGAAAGCUGAAGCAACAGAAGCGGACAAAUACCUUCUUUGAAUUCUGCAACUCGGCCCAGGGCACACUUAUCUGUACCGAUGUCGCCGCCAGAGGUUUGGACAUCCCGGCCGUCGACUAUAUUGUCCAGCUCGAUCCACCAGAUGAUCCAAGAGACUAUAUCCACAGAGUCGGACGAACAGCUCGAGGUAAGGGCAAGGUCGGCCGAAGCUUGAUGUUCCUCCAGCCUUCAGAAGUCGGCUUCAUCACUCACCUGCGCGAAGCCCGCGUUCCAGUCGUGGAAUUCGAAUUCCCCACAAAACACAUCAUUAACAUCCAAUCCCAACUAGAGAAACUCAUCAGCCAGAACUAUUACUUGAACCAGUCCGCCAAAGAAGGAUACCGAUCAUAUCUACACGCCUACGCCUCUCACUCUCUCCGCUCAGUAUUCGAUAUAAAUAAGCUCGAUCUGGUCAAGGUGGCCAAGAGUUACGGUUUUGUCACCCCGCCGCGAGUUGACAUCGCGCUGGGAGCUAGUAUGAGUAGAGACAAGAAGGUCCAAGGCAGGAGGACGUACGGGAGCCAACCGAAGGGCGCGAGGUUCAAGCGGAAACACGAUGACGACCAUUGA